This is a messenger RNA of Komagataella phaffii GS115, 2001 nucleotides long. Its product is annotated as Protein interacting with poly(A)-binding protein Pab1p. Gene Ontology annotation, biological process: cytoplasmic stress granule assembly. The transcript has a single exon. Bases 1 to 2001 code for a protein of 666 amino acids. Gene Ontology annotation, molecular function: RNA binding. Lineage: Eukaryota; Fungi; Ascomycota; Pichiomycetes; Pichiales; Pichiaceae. The record is from RefSeq and is a predicted model, not a curated record. Gene Ontology annotation, cellular component: cytoplasmic stress granule.
AUGUCCCAAAUCAAGAACGCCCGACCAAAUUCGUCAGGUACAUCGGGCCACAGGAGAUCCAACUCACGUAACUUCAAUGGGUCCGGUCCAGGCUCAAAUCGCAAGUACAAUGGAAAGGAAGAAUCUUCUCAGAAACCUGCUGUUCAACAAUCUAAGGUUGCAGCCCAGAAUAACGAUGAUCGAUUGUUGUUUGCCCUUGCACACUCCAUAGGCUCCAAAGUUAUUGUGACUGUGGGCUCAGGUUCUUCUUAUUCGGGAAUGCUGGUUUCCUUCAACGAUUUUGCUGCUGAUUCAGAGCUGUCUGUUAUUGUAAAGUAUCCCGAGUUGAUCGAUGGAUCACAAGAGAAUGAUGCUGAAGAGUUGCCUGAGACCCUCGUGUUCAAGGCAAAGGACAUUGUCGCCGUUGAAAUUGAGCAAUUAGAUUUUUCAAAAGCUCACAACUCCUAUCCCGCAGCAAUUGCUGAGGCUGCUGAGGGUAAUACUGACUCUAAAAAGGCUUUCAAGACGGAUACGGACAUUUCUGGAAAGUCCCAAUCGAAAGAGCGGGAGCUCCAGAAGUGGGUACCCGAAGGCCCAGAUACCGACCUGGGUAACCUUGAAGAUGAUACCCAUGCCAAUUGGGAUCAAUUCGAAGUUAAUGAACGUAAAUUUGGUGUCAAGUCUACUUAUGACGAGAAUCUCUAUACUACACGAAUCAAUAGGGAUGACCCAGAUUACGAACGAAAACUAGUAGAGGCGGAACGUAUUGCAAAGGAGAUUGAAAGCCAGUCUUACAAUGGGAACAUUCACGUUGCUGAGGAAAGAGGUCUUGUUGUUGACGAUAGCGGUAUUGACGAAGAAGACAAGUAUUCUGGUGUGCUAAGAGAUGAUGACAACUCUCAAAAUAAAGGAGGAGAAUUAUUGUUGGGUAUGCUGAAGAAGAAUGUUAAGGCGCAGCCAUCUGAGUUAAAGCAGUACAAAGCCGGAAGAUAUGUUCCUCCCAACCAUAGAGCUGCUAACUUUCAUCACGAUCCUGCUGUCUUGCAAAGCUCUGCAAUAACACAAGACACCUCUAAAACAAAGAAGCCCAAAGAAGGUCAAGAUUCGAAAACUGGUGAUUCUAAAGAGCAGCCCAAAACCAAGGCUCAAAAGGAGAUCGAGUCUCUCAAAGAAUUUUCAUCUAAUCUAAAGCUUCCAAAAAAACCUGCUGAAGAUUCUGUACCAAAGGAGAAGAACAAACAAGAAACUUCGAAAACACCAAGUAGUGCUUCCAAAGUUUCAGAUGAGAGUAGCAAGCCUGCAACCGCAGCCACCACCACCAGCACUAAAAAACCGUUCAAGAUGAACCCGAAUACUGCAUCGUUUUCGCCCAUGGGCUUCGGUGGACAAACAGAUUUUCAUGCCCCUCAUCGCAUUAUUCCCGCUUCUGGAACUUCACAAGGAUCUUUUACUCGCCCUAAAAGAAACAUCUCUCAACAAGCUUUCUUUGGAGCAAAUAGAGUUCCAACUGUGGCCAAACAGAAAAUUCUCAAAGAUAACUUCAACUUAUUCUUGGAGAAGCAUAGAAAAGAUCCCAAAGCUCCAUUUGAGAAACCUUUUGUAACCCCACCUACAUGGGAGACAACGAUAGAAGAAUCAUAUCGUGUUUUGUUUCCUAUCAAUCCAGAGAUACCGAUGAUGCCCGAUAAUAGAAUGUUCUUCUAUGGAGGUGGUCAGACAUCUCCCAUUCAUAACACAUCACCACUUCCUCAACAGUUGAUUCCUAGAAUGAUUCCAAUGAUUCCAGGUCAGGGUCCUUCGGGUGGCCCUGGGGUACCUCAAACGGGAUCACAACACUUUGUUCCAUAUCAACCGCAACUCAUUCCUCCACAGAUGAUGAUGUCGCAUAACCAACAACGUCGCGGAUACAUGCCUCCGUUAUCGCAAUCAGGAAUGGGUGUUCCCAUGAUGGCACCACCUCCAUUUCCUGGCCAUUACAACGGAGGCAAACAUAUGAGAAGUGAUAACAAGGACCUGAGGUGA